GAACUUUCUUUGGAAAACAAAGUACUGAAGAAAAUCCACAAAACCUGCAGAAUUUAUGGUUCCACGACAGAUAACAUCCCUGCCCUCACAGACCCCAUUCUGGACAAGGAGACAAUUGAAGUGGGCAACCUGCGGUUCCAGGCCCUCUUCACGCCCGGCCACACCGUGGGUCACAUGAUCUAUGUCCUGGACGGGGAGCCGUACAACUGUCCCGCCUGCCUCUUCUCCGGAGAUCUGGUCUUCCUCUCCGGCUGUGGUCGGAUCUUCGAAGGCAGCGCCUCGCUGAUGCUGUCGUCGCUGGAUGUCGUGGGCACCUUGGGGGACGAGACAUUGCUCUGGCCAGGACACGAGUAUGCCCAGGAUAAUCUGAUGUUUGCAGCUUCCGUGGAACCAAACAACUCUGCCAUCUUCACAAAGCUGGAAUGGGUUCUGCAGCAGAGGCACUUGAACCAAUGCACGUGCCCAUCGACGAUCGGCGAGGAGAAAGAAUACAACCCGUUCCUGCGGACCCACUCCACCAUCCUGCACGACGCUCUCGGGGUGGAGCGGGCACCCAGCGAAGACUUGACGCUCUUCAGGUCACGCGUUCUGCAAGAGAUCAUGAAAAACAAACAUAUCUGCGUGAAGUCACGAGGAAUAUAUUGUAAAUGAUGCUGUUACCACUAAAAGUUCAAAUACAAGAAGUGUACCAA
This is a messenger RNA of Leucoraja erinaceus (little skate), 692 nucleotides long. RefSeq names its product PNKD metallo-beta-lactamase domain containing (gene pnkd). NCBI's taxonomy places the organism in Eukaryota, Metazoa, Chordata, Chondrichthyes, Rajiformes, Rajidae. Gene Ontology annotation, molecular function: hydrolase activity. The transcript is spliced from 6 exons. The record is from RefSeq and is a predicted model, not a curated record. The annotation marks the transcript as partial. Gene Ontology annotation, cellular component: mitochondrion.